Messenger RNA from Portunus trituberculatus (swimming crab), 5709 nucleotides. Its product is annotated as mucin-5AC-like. The transcript has 7 exons. The record is from RefSeq and is a predicted model, not a curated record. Lineage: Eukaryota; Metazoa; Arthropoda; Malacostraca; Decapoda; Portunidae. Bases 444 to 5453 code for a protein of 1669 amino acids.
CGCAGUAACCGCACACCACGAAGACGGUCAGCACUCAGCAGGCAUCAUACGGUUACACCAUCACUCCUCUUGAGCAAAACUGUACAUCUGAUUGGUGUAUGUUUACAGUGAUAUGCAUCUCCUCAAUAAGCAGGGUUAUUUUGGUUGCGUUUGCGGAGCCUGAGCUGAAGGCGGAGCCUCAAGGCCCAGACAGCGACGCUACCACUGCCAGUGCCAGUACCCAGUGGUGGAAAUAGCUCCGUGGCGAAGAGUGCCCGCCGUGGAUCUCUAUACCGCGCCCCUCAGACAGUUGGUGACUCCAUCUUUUAGUGCUCAACCCUCGCCUUCUCUUGAAGAGUUCUGAGUACGCCGGUCAAUUGUCCCCAGAUGCAGCACAGGUGGGUCUGUCGUUUGUCGUGGGCGUCUUGCGAAGGUGUGCACCACUCGGGAGGGAAGAUGGUAGAAUGACUCUGGUUGUGGGAACCAUUCCCACUGCUCAGCUUCCUGUCAUUCCCAGCAACCAUCCAAUCCGACCCCCACUUCCACCUCCUAGAAAUUUCCAGAAAUUUAGGGUUCAUCCAGGCAUCAAUUCAUCUCAUCUCAUGGAGACUUCACCCACCUCCCCACCAAUCCCUCACUUCCCAAAUAUAUCUCCAUCCCCCCCACCACCUCCACCUUCAUAUUCCAUCUCUGAGCUGCCUGCAGCCGACCUUCCCCCUCCACCACCCCACACACUUUGGCAGGAGAUAACUUCUCCUUGCUACAUGUGCUGUUAUGAUCCGCCAUCCCCAGAGGUCAAAUCAGAAUAUGAUCCAAAACUUCCUCCAGGUUUCUCAUCUACUCCUGACAUCUUUCCAUCAUCUCCACCACUAGUUCAUCCUCCUCCUCCACCAAAUCCACCAGUGCUUCACAUGUCUGGGGUCUCAUCCUCUUUACACAAUGUCUCCACCUUCAGUGACCUGAUGGCUUCCCACUCUAAGUCAACAGAGGAGUCUCCAAAUUGCGAGAAUUAUUCACUAGAAACAUGCUCUUCUGCCAGUCUUGCGUCAUCAUCAACACUGACAGCGGCUGACUUUCAAACACAAGACUCAGACUUGUCUUCACUCCCUCCCCAUGAUCUACGUGUGUCACCGCUCUCCACUGAUACUGUCACACUAUCCUCUCAAGUCAGCAUUGGUAGCAUAACUCCUUCCCGUGAUGUCUCAUUGACUCCAAGUUUUCUCAGUGCCAGUCAUGAGUACAUGUUUUGCUCAAACACUUCAGAACUUUUGACACAGGCAUCAGUGCUCAUGGAUACUUUCCAUGACACUUCAUUGUCAUCUGAUCCAUUGCUUUCCUCCUCCUUUGUGGCUUUAAAAUCAGAGCACCAAGGAUCCUCAACACAAACACCAGGACCUUAUAGACGAAUGGAAUCUAUCAAAAGUGAGGAUGGAAGCUUCGUUCCUAGUGAAGUUUCUUACUCCACCACUGACACUGCUGGACCAGCAAUAAUGUCAUCACCGCUCUCCACUGAUAUACCUUCAAUACCUUCCCUUCCUACCGACCUGGACUCAGUGUCAUCAGGCUUCGGUUCUCUUACAACUGACACAUGGUCAUUCUCAACAGAAGUAGAUUCCCAGCUAGAGGAUGCAUCCACUAUAAGGACAAAAACUAAUGACUUUACAGCUGCAGACACUGCUGAAAGUGAGACAGUGUCCUUUACAGGUUCCAUUACUAUCACACCAGUGCCAUCAGAUAAUCUCACACCUCAUUUUGCAACUCCUCCAACCACACCUGUUCACUCUUCUCUCCCUUCUUCUCCACUCCCAUAUUUGUCUAAAUCUGAAUCCUUCAUGAACUUAGAUCCUGCCAAAUCUCAAGAUAUAGUGCCAUCUAUAUCCUUCCCAACAGUUGAUGGAGAGUUUUCAUCUCUAUCCCUAUCUACUGUUCCUAAAACACAGACAGACCAACUUGAGUAUAGUUCUUCCUGCCAUGGUUUCACUACCUCUUAUCAAAGUCAUUCUUCUGAUCUACUUUCAUCCCAGCCUCCCUCAUGUCAAGGUACUGAACAGUGUAUAAAUCACACUAAAGAUAAUUCAACCAGCUUAGAUAUACUCUCUGAGUCAAUUCAACUGGGGCUAGAGGUCAACUCUUCUGUACAAAGAACUAGCUAUGAUGAGAAAACAGGAAGGCCUGGAAUGCCUCACAGCACAACCUUACAAGAAAAUGAACUUUCUGAUCAAGUAACUCAAGUAACGCUGUUGGAGAGAAACACUGUGAUGCAAAAGGAAGAAAUUAAAAACACCAAUGAAGUGGGAAAUAUAGAACCAGCUGAUGAACAAAGACAAGGUGGAAGCAAUAAUAAUGUGGGAAUUCUGUUUGAGGGGCAGGAUAACCUCAAUGGAAGAGUCAGUGAGAUGAUGAUAUGUAGAGAGAAUGAUGACAGCCAUGUUAUGAAGGAUGUGAAUGGAAAUAUUAGUUACCUAGAUCUUGAGAGUGGUCAUGAAACACAACUGGAAAAUAAAGAAGAUAUGAGUGAGGUAGAAAGUAUAGGAAUACAAACCAUGAAAGAUGAGGGGGAGUUUGAAAGAAAUACUAAAGAUCAGGGGAACAUGUCAGAGGUGUUAUCAUCACACUCAUCUCUGAUGGCUUCUGACACAUACAGCAUCAUUCCAUCAUCCCCUGGCAUAUCCUGCAGUGGCACCUUAAACCUUUCUCCCAAGACAAAUCUUGUGAGUCAGACUGUAAGAAACACUUUAUAUCCAUCCAAUGGAAAAUCAACAUCCACAUGCUGUAGUCCAGCUUCCUCUGAAAUUGAGUCUUGUAGAGUAGCACAAGUAUCAUCAGUGUCACCUAAAGGACCCAUGGAUCUUCUUAAUGCAAUGGUCAUGGAUUUGGAGAACAUUUCGGCUGAUCUCCCAGUCUCCACAACCUCAAGGCCCCUUGACCUUUCACGGACUGCACCAGUCUCUGUACUGAGCAUAGCUGACCAGGUUAUGACUCACACUCCUACAUCAAGUAAAAUCCCUGAUGGAAACCAUGAGGAACUAAAAAUGGAAGAUUGCCAUCUCACAAAAUCUUUCCUUCCUCAUCCUUCACCAACUAAUUCAACCUCCACCAUUCCUACCUUAUCAUCACACAAUUUGCCCCCAACAACCACUGUAUCAUCACAUGCAUGUAUGACUGAAUAUUCCAGCAACCAAUCCAAGUGUGUGUCUUCUCUAUAUCCCUCACUAAUCACUAACGUUGAAAACUCUGAUUGUAGUGUGUCUUGUACACCUUGGGACAUGCCCCAUCCAGACCCUUUUCCUUUACCUAGCAGUUAUGGUGACCAUACUAACAUGAGUUUAUUUAUGAAUGACAACAGUGAAUCUGCCUCUAAAGAAGUUCUUUUAGGUUCCUGUUUGACUGACAAGGAAUGUGGGAUGCCUCUCCCCUCACUGUGUUCUUCUCCUAAACCCAGCAGUCUCCUGGAUGGUCAGCCUUCACCCUCGCCAGCACCCCGUCCCAGGACCCCUCCUACACCACCUCCUCGCUCCUGCCACAACACUCCCAGAUCACAUCUAGUACCCCCGCUACCCCCAGUGCGGCAAUACAUGCUCGUGCCCAUUAACAUCCCUCGUGGAGCAUCUCGGCAGCCUAGCCCCCCACCUGCACCACCCAGAUCCACUUCUGUACACAAGUCUUCACCUCCACCUCCUCCUCGUCCCAGUGCCCCACUCUUACCAUCUUCAGUACUGGAGUGUAACAAGGGACCACCAUUACCUCCACUUCCUUUUUCUUCUUGCAUCACUCCACAGCCUGCACUCACCCCUGUACCAGAGGAAUCCUCAAAUCCACAGUCACCUGUCCUCCCCAAAAGUCCCCAUUUUGGUUCCCCCAUUUGUGAAGGCAUCAUUUCCCAAACAGUUCCACCACCAGACUCAUUACCCACCUCCCAGCAGCUUUCAUCAGUGCCUCAGUCACUCUCCUCAAGUGGCAGUGAAAAUCCCCCAGCCCUCCCACCUCCCCCAGAAGAUGAGCAGGAAGAUGAGGACUUGCCACCCCCACCUCCUCCUCCUCCUCUUAUUGAAUCAGAUGAAGCUGCUCCUGCACUCCCUCUUCCACCUCCUCCCUCUCACAUACUCUUAAGUCCUUCAAAACACUCUUCUACCCAAGGCAAGGAUGAACUGUCUUCCACACUCUGUCCACAGCAAAAGCCUGCCCUUCCUGGCUCAAGUGUGGUUGCUUUACAUACUAACCAAAGUAGUACUCCUUCCUCAGAUUCUGACCUGCCAGCACCUACAGUAGAUGAAGUAGCAAACCCGCCGCCACCUAAGAUUUCCAGCGUCAUUACCUCAUCUCCAAUGUCAAACUCCCUAGCACUAGAUGCUGCCAAUGCCUCUUCCCUGCCCCUCAUCCCACCUACCCUGCAUGCUCCUCCGUCCUAUCCCCCCCUGCCCCCAUGUGCUCCAGAAUUUAACAUGGAGAAGACAGCAAAGUCCCCCCUGAUCACCACAUCCCCAUAUGGAAAGAUGGUGGUAGUGCGCUCUGACCUCCCACUCCCAACACCCGAAGAAGAGGUGAGAGUCACCUUCAGUGCUGCCAAAGAUUGGGGCUUUCUGGCAGCGUAUGAGGACACCUUGUCUGUGUACACUCAGCUGCGACCUGUCAUCCAGCAGGGACCUCAGUGUGGACUCGUGGCACUCAGCAUGGCCUCACAGGUUUUCCCUCAGACAGUGGAGGUAGAGGAGCUGCUGGAAACAGGGAGGGCAAUGGGUUUCACACGGCACGGUGAGAUGUUCAGUACAACAGCAUUGGCACAGUUAGCAGAAAAAACUGUGAUCGGGCUGCAAGCAGAGGUGAGGCGGGAUGUACUCAGCAGUCCUGCCACCCUUCUCCAGCUGCUGCUACAGGGUGACCUUGUACUGGUCCCGUAUGAUGCGGAGAGAAACCAUCAGCCUGGCCUUAAAAAUGGCCACAAAGCUCACUGGGGUGUGGUAUGUGGGUGUCUGGUACAAAGCAGUUCCCUCACUUUCCCCACAGCUGCUGCCAAGCUGGAUUCCCACGUGGACAACUUGUGGCACCUGAGACCCCGCAGCCGGGCAGGGAGGAGCAGGAGUAUCACUCCUUGUCCUCCUGCCUUGUCAGGUUCUCCCAUGAUAGGGCAGAGAAGUUUAAAGGCUCUGGACAGGACAGGUGGUUGUGAAGGAAAUCCCUCAAGUGUGAGCUGCAGUCGUGUCAGCACACCAAUGUUGUCUGAGCUGCGGCAUGAUGACGAACUGAGACUAGUGGCACUGUGGCGACAAGGCAAGAGUCGCAAAGUGGUAGCAGCCCCUCUGGACCAGCUGUGUGAAAGUAAUGAUCAACUAGUAUCUUACCCUCCUCCUGCUACUCCACAGGAGUUAGAGUACAUGGUACAAUCAGUACAGGAAGGGUUAGCAGGCCAGGUGGUUGUGUUACACAAGACCAAAGCAGCACUUUCAGACCUUGUUGGUCUUCUGCAAGAAAAAUAGAUGAUUUUAUAUUCAUCUCCAUCACAGCUUGCAUUAUGGUACUUCUAACCUCAGUAAAUUAACUUGUUCUGUUCCACUCGAGAUCACAUAACUGAUGAACCCACAAAACGCAGGUAAGAUAACUUUUAAUGAGCCAGUCUUGCCUUACUGCGAUCUGAGUUUGAAAGCAUCAAUGGAUGACUGUCUUAAUGUUAGCCUGAGUGACUGAUUUGCCUUAUAAUGGCCAAUAAUAAGAUGAAAUAAAAUGUUGCUUUGA